AUGGACUCGCAUUCUCAGGGCUCGAAUGCUGUUUACCAACAGCAACAGUAUAAUCAACAGGAACAACAAACACUCAGAACACAAGCCAGUUCUCAAACACUGCAACACAAAACAAGCGUCCCAAAUUUGAACCCUUCUCUAAAUACUAAACAGUUUCAGCCUUCACUUCCUAGCGAGUCUUCUCCUAUUGCUGCUGCUACUACUACUACUACUACUACUACUACUACCGCCUACGACCGUAAAGCAGACGCGUUAGCCACUUUGAAACUGCGAAGACAAACCAUACUCAACACACGACUGCGCAAGGAGCUCUCGUUCAAACGCAUCCCUGCUUCCGAAGCCUGCUCGUCUCUCGUUGCCUUCACACAGAAUGUCCAGGGAGAUCCGACUUUGCACGACUACUGUGUACCUUCUGUGUUUGGAGAUAAGCCCGCGUACAUGGGGCCUGACGGGUUGCCUGCGGCCCCACCAGCGGCUCUCAUAGCAGGUUACGACGGGCAAGCCAUGGAAAAUGGGGCGGUAUACGAUGGUAAGGGACAAGUAUAUUAUGAGGAAGAAAAGAAGACACUACUAUCGCCGGUCAGUGGCAAAUUUUCAACCGGUGGCGGGAGUGGAGGAGCAGCAACUGGAGGAGGACAUGGCAAUGGUGGAUGUUGUACCAUCAUGUGA
Molecule: messenger RNA, 669 nt
Organism: Magnusiomyces paraingens
Lineage: Eukaryota; Fungi; Ascomycota; Dipodascomycetes; Dipodascales; Dipodascaceae
Exons: 1
Coding region: 1-669 (222 amino acids)
Biological process (GO): G protein-coupled receptor signaling pathway
Source: RefSeq, a predicted model, not a curated record